This is a messenger RNA of Macaca mulatta (Rhesus monkey), 2028 nucleotides long. The record is from RefSeq and is a predicted model, not a curated record. NCBI's taxonomy places the organism in Eukaryota, Metazoa, Chordata, Mammalia, Primates, Cercopithecidae.
AAUCAGGGACUCUGAGCUAGGGGACUGUUCAAUCAGACACGCAGCUGGACCCGACGGGGCGGCUUCCGGGUUUGGCGCGGCCUUUGUCUCUCGCUUCAGCCGGAGCUCCAGGUCUCGUCUUCGCUACUCUUUGUCCUCUGCUCUUAGAGGCCCAGACUCUGUGGCUCUGUGACCGACAGGUAUUGGGAGAUCCACAGCCAAGACGCCAGGACCCCCUGGAAGCCUAGAAAUGGGACUAUUGACAUUUAUGGAUGUGGCUGUAGAAUUCUCUCUGGAGGAGUGGCAGUGCCUAGACACAGCACAGCAGAAUUUAUAUAGGAAUGUCAUGUUAGAGAACUACAGAAACCUGGUAUUCCUGGGUAUUGCUGUGUCUAAUUUAGACCUGAUCACCUGUCUGGAGCAAGGAAAAGAGCCCUGGAAUAUGAAGAGACAUGAGAUGGUAGCCAAACCCCCAGCUAUGUGUUCUCAUUUUGCCAAAGACCUUAGGCCAGAGCAGUACAUAAAAAAUUCAUUCCAACAAGUGAUACUGAGAAGAUAUGGAAAAUGUGGAUAUCAGAAUUUACAAUUAAGAAAAGGCUGUAAAAGUGUGGAUGAGCAUAAGUUGCACAAAGGAGGUCAUAAGGAACUUAACCAAUGUGUGACAACUACCCAGAGCAAAGUAGUUCAGUAUGAUAAAUAUGUGAAAGUCUUUCAUAAAUAUUCAAAGAGACAUAAGAUAAGACAUACUGGAAAAAAUCCUUUCAAAUGUAAAGAAUGUGGCAAAUCAUUUUGCAUGCUUUCACAACUAACUCAACAUGAGAUAAUUCAUACUGGAGAGAAACCCUACAAAUGUGGAGAAUGUGGCAAAGCUUUUAAAAAGUCCUCAAACCUUACUAAUCAUAAGAUAAUUCAUACUGGAGAGAAACCCUACAAAUGUGAAGAAUGUGGAAAAGCUUUUAACCAGUCCUCAACUCUUACUAGACAUAAGAUAAUUCAUACUGGAGAGAAACUCUACAAAUGUGAAGAAUGUGGCAAAGCUUUUAACCGGUCCUCAAACCUUACUAAACAUAAAAUAGUUCAUACUGGAGAGAAACCCUACAAAUGUGAAGAAUGUGGAAAAGCUUUUAAGCAGUCCUCAAACCUUACUAAUCACAAGAAAAUUCAUACUGGAGAGAAACCUUACAAAUGUGGAGAAUGUGGCAAAGCCUUUACUUUAUCUUCACACCUUACUACACAUAAGAGAAUUCAUACUGGAGAGAAACCCUAUAAAUGUGAAGCAUGUGGCAAAGCUUUUAGUGUAUUCUCAACCCUUACUAAACAUAAGAUAAUUCAUACUGAAGAGAAACCCUAUAAAUGUGAAGAAUGUGGUAAAGCUUUUAACCGGUCCUCACACCUUACUAAUCAUAAGGUAAUUCAUACUGGAGAGAAACCCUACAAAUGUGAAGAAUGUGGUAAAGCCUUUACCAAGUCCUCAACUCUUACUUAUCAUAAGGUAAUUCAUACUGGAAAGAAACCCUACAAAUGUGAAGAAUGUGGUAAAGCCUUUAGUAUAUUCUCAAUCCUUACUAAACAUAAAGUAAUUCAUACUGAAGAGAAACCCUACAAAUGUGAAGAAUGUGGCAAAACUUUUAACUACUCCUCAAAUUUUACUAAUCAUAAAAAAAUUCAUACUGGAGAGAAACCCUAUAAAUGUGAAGAAUGUGGCAAAAGCUUUAUUCUGUCCUCUCACCUUACUACACAUAAGAUAAUUCAUACUGGAGAGAAACCCUACAAAUGUAAAGAAUGUGGCAAAGCUUUUAACCAGUCCUCAACCCUUAUGAAACAUAAGAUAAUUCAUACUGGAGAGAAACCCUACAAAUGUGAAGAAUGUGGCAAAGCCUUUAACCAGUCCCCAAACCUUACUAAACAUAAGAGAAUUCAUACCAAAGAGAAACUCUACAAAUGUAAAUAAUGUGUCAAAUCCUUUAGUGUAUUUUCAACUUUUAUUAAAACACAAGAUAAUACUGGAGAGAAAUCCUACAAAUGUGAUAAAUGUGGCAAAACCUUUAA